CAGCAAACCUACCACCAUACACUAUCCCCACCAAUUAAUAUACGCCAACCGCCACCUAAUUAUUUCAACCAAAACCUUCCAAUUUAUUGCGUCUCCAGUUUUUUCAUCUUCUUCUUAGUGCAAUCAAAUGUGUGUUUGAUUGAACAACUCUUCACGUAUCUUAUGGUGUUCGGUUUAGAUACUUGAAGUAAGGAGCAAGUUGAAUAAACCAUGGAACACUACGACAAGAUUUAUUUGGUUGUGUAUGGAGUCAUCUCAUGGACAAGUGCAUUCUUGUUAAUAAGAAAGAUUUUCCCGAAAAGAUCUUUUGAUUUCUCUAACCGUAUAGUUUCGACGAUUCAUGCUUUGUUUGCUGUUGUCUUGUCGUCUAUGUCUGUUCAAGACUGGAGAUGCCCAGUUUGUCCCUUGGCCUCAAACUCAACCCCUGUUCAGAUGAGAGCUCUAUCAUUAGCAUUGUUGGAGUUGUAGCGGGUCUUGCUUAUGAGAAGUGUGGUUCAGAAAUGAUGGUUACAAUGUGGAUCACUGAAAUCUCGAGUCCAUUUCUCCAUUUAAGAGAGAUUCUCAAAGAGCUUGGUUAUAAGGAUACUGAUAUCAAUUUAGCAGCUGAUGUUUCAUUUGCGGUGAUUUUCUCAAUUGCAAGGAUGUGUGUUGGACCAUAUUUGUGCUAUGUUACACUAUCUGCCGAUAAUCCUAUUCUCAUCAAGGCAAUGGCCUUGGGACUUCAGUUAGUAAGUGCUUUCUGGUUCUUCAAGAUUGCAAGGAUGGUGAAAUAUAAAUUCGUCAAGAGAUCCGCAUCCAAAACCAAAAGUAGUUAGCUCUAUCCCCAUUUAUGUAUAACAAUUCAUUCAAGAUCUUUACUUUUCUUGAAUAUUUAUCAUAAAUUUCAAAUUUCAAAUAUAAUUAUUUAAUUUCUGCUGGAUAUCCGUAAUUGACUUAGAUCAACGAUGUGUCAUGCCUAAAUGACUUUUAAUGAAUUAAACUUUGCCAUUGUGGUAUCCAAUGUUGGCAUUCAACACACAUAUACUUCAAUAGUCAUUCAACUUUUCAAUUCGAAAAUGAAAC
This is a messenger RNA of Lactuca saligna, 1062 nucleotides long. The record is from the annotation of a GenBank genome assembly. Lineage: Eukaryota; Viridiplantae; Streptophyta; Magnoliopsida; Asterales; Asteraceae.